AAAAGCAUUAGUUGACAUUGACACUUCGCAGCACGGAGAGGUAGCGAAAGUUGAAACCCUAAACAGCGCGGGAAAAAGGAAUCGGUUUCGCAAAUGUUCUCCAGUUCCCAAUUCGACGCCGCCGCCGCCUUCUCCGGCGGCGGAUUCACGUCCUCUCAGCCCUCUCAACUCAACGAUUCCUCCCCUGCUGCGUCCAAGAGCCGCGACAGUCAGGGUUUGGUGCCGGUGACGGUGAAGCAGAUAAGUGAAGCCUCUCAAUCCGGUGAUGAAAAGUCAAAUUUUGCCAUCAACGGUGUAGAUCUCAACAACGUAACGCUGGUUGGAAUGGUGUAUGAGAAAGUUGAGAGGAACACUGAUGUCAAUUUUGUUUUGGAUGAUGGGACUGGGCGAAUCAAAUGUCGAAGAUGGGUUAAUGAGACUUUUGACACAAAGGAAAUGGAGCAAGUAAAUGAUGGUAUGUACGUUCGUGUUUAUGGGCAUUUGAAGAGCUUUCAAGGAGUUAGGCAACUUGUCGCAUUCUCUGUCAGGCCCGUGACAAACUUUGAUGAGAUCCCUUUUCACUUUAUUGAUUGCAUUCAUAGCCAUCUCCGCUCCAAAGUAAAGGUGGAAGGAAUCACUUCAACAAAUCCUUCAUCUGUUACGUCUUUUAACACUCCUGUCAAAAGUGAACCAAAUGGAUCUCAGGCACCAUCAUCAAAUCCAGGAUAUGCACAAUAUAGCGUGGAUGGACUUAAGGAUUGUGAUAAAUUGGUUAUUGACUACCUACAUCAGCAUUCAGAUAUGUCAGAUGAACGUGGAAUACAUGUUAAUGAACUAUCACGAGAGCUCAAGCUUCCAAUGGAUAAGAUCAUGUUGUCGCUGAAGACUCUUGGAGAUGAUGGUUUAGUAUACUCUACCAUAGAUGACUACCAUUACAAACAAGCUUGAAAUUUCAUGUAAUCUGAUGAGAAAUAUAGCUGAGUAUCGAGCUGGAUACUAGGAAACGAGCCGUUAUCUGUUUUGAUUACAAGCUUAGAGAUGUAGAUAAGUUUAUGGAUGAACUAUGGUGUGCCCAAAUCGAAAGAACCACUUCUAACGUCUUGUUAAAUGAUGCUAGGUUGCUUUAAAAAAUAUGUACUUCCAUUUUUUUGUUAUUUCUUGGAAACGACUUCUAUUUUCAGAUCUAUAUUUUUGAAAAUAUUUAUUAGGUUUUGUUUUUAA
Messenger RNA from Cajanus cajan (pigeon pea), 1200 nucleotides. It is a transcript of the gene RPA2, whose product is annotated as replicon protein A2. The record is from RefSeq and is a predicted model, not a curated record. Lineage: Eukaryota; Viridiplantae; Streptophyta; Magnoliopsida; Fabales; Fabaceae. Gene Ontology annotation, cellular component: site of double-strand break; chromosome, telomeric region; DNA replication factor A complex. Gene Ontology annotation, molecular function: single-stranded DNA binding. Gene Ontology annotation, biological process: nucleotide-excision repair; double-strand break repair via homologous recombination; DNA replication.